Molecule: messenger RNA, 1638 nt
Organism: Globicephala melas (long-finned pilot whale)
Lineage: Eukaryota; Metazoa; Chordata; Mammalia; Artiodactyla; Delphinidae
Gene: PIGH
Product: phosphatidylinositol glycan anchor biosynthesis class H
Biological process (GO): GPI anchor biosynthetic process
Cellular component (GO): glycosylphosphatidylinositol-N-acetylglucosaminyltransferase (GPI-GnT) complex
Source: RefSeq, a predicted model, not a curated record
GCCGAUGCGGGGAAGUGAGUCCAGAGCCGGCGAGAGGACGCUGGAGGGCGCGCUAGAGCGGCGCGGCCCGGCCUGGUGUGGGCGAGCCGGCCAUGGAGGACGAGCAGAGCUUCUCAGAUAUUUGUGGCGGCCGCCUGGCCCUGCAGCGCCGCUUCUACUCCCCUUCCUGCCUGGAGUUCUGCCUCAGCUGCCCUCGGAUCACCUUGCGUUCGCUCACCGCUGUCACCUGCAGCGUGUGGCUAGCGGCCUACGGACUCUUCACACUCUGCGAGAACAGCAUGAUCCUCUCUGCUGCCAUCUUCAUCACUCUCUUAGGCCUGCUUGGUUACCUCCAUUUUGUGAAGAUUGAUCACGAGACCCUGUUAAUCAUUGAUUCCCUUGGCAUCCAGAUGACCUCAUCCUACGCCUCAGGCAAAGAAAGCACCACCUUCAUUGAGAUGGGCCAGGUGAACGAUGUUGUCAUUAAUGAGGCUAUUUACAUGCAGAAGGUGAUUUACUACCUCUGCAUUUUAUUGAAGGAUCCAAUGGAACCACAUGGGAUAUCCCAAGUAGUACCUCUCUUCCAGAGUGCCAAGCCCCGGCUGGACUGCUUGAUUGAAGUGUACAGAAGCUGCCAGGACAUCCUGGCACACCAGAAAGCCACAUCAACGAGCCCGUGAGUCCCAGCGUUUAGAAGGCCAGUAUUGUCUUCCAGAGGAGAUGACUCCUAAGCCACAGUGGCCGGUUUAUUUUCUGUAUUUUAAACCAUCAAGUGGGCACAGUCCUAGGAACCAGUAUGGAUGCGGUGGAUCUCAGAGCCGUAGAGCAGGUGCCUGGAAGCCUAACUUACUGUGUGGUGUUGAGCAAAGUACUUAUGUGUAUUUUAGUGUUCCCCCUGUAAGAUUUCGUUUACCACCUGAGGGGAGACCUGGAAACAGUAUGUCAGGAGUAAUGUUGACGAAGAGCACUUUGUGAUAUUCCUAAGCACGUUCAAGUUUACUUUUUGUUGAAAUUUGUAGAGCAAGACAAUGGGAAACUGACAUCAGAUCUCUUGAGAAAGAUAAUUUUCAACUGCACAGUACCCCUGUAUAAAAGCUAAGAGAAAAAGCAAGCCCUUCAGGGGCUGGUCAGUAGGAAGAAAUGUCCUACAAAAGACUAGUCUCUGUCCACCUAGCUCCUGUGUUCUGUACAGGGUUAAUUUAUGGUGAUUCUCUUAAUAAACAGAUCUCCUUCCAAAACAUACACAAUUGCUUGGUUCAGACAGCUGCUUUUUAUUGACAAACACGAUCAUGGCAUUUCAGUCACGGGUGUCUAGCACAUUAAUACUCUUGUUACUCAGCAUUGUCUAUGGUUUCAAAAACUUCUUUUGCCAAGAGGGGUGAGAUAAAAGGCCAGACAGAAAUUUGACUUUGGUUUCCAGACAUGUUAAAGAAGGAUAAACAUACAUACUGUAGAAGCCUUUGUUUAUAAGGCAGUUUCUUUUAUAUAAAAUUAAUAAACUAAGGGAGGAUUCCUGAAAGGUUGGGAAGAAGACAGGGCGGGGGAAAUAGCUUGACCCCCAAAUUCAAUAUGAACACAGCUCCAUUCUUGCUUACUUUUUCUUUGGGAUUUUUUUUUUUUUUUAACUCCUGGCCAGAUGAUAAUUCCUUAUUUGCCUUA